This is a messenger RNA of Syzygium oleosum, 1483 nucleotides long. RefSeq names its product NDR1/HIN1-like protein 6. The transcript has a single exon. Bases 345 to 1148 code for a protein of 267 amino acids. Gene Ontology annotation, cellular component: plasma membrane. Lineage: Eukaryota; Viridiplantae; Streptophyta; Magnoliopsida; Myrtales; Myrtaceae. The record is from RefSeq and is a predicted model, not a curated record.
GCUCUCAGGAAGGAAAUCUGUCCUUGAAGUUAGAAUUUUUCUGGCAGAUUUCACAAGCAACCCACCAGAACUCACAGAGAGAGAGAGAGAGAGAGAGAGAGAGAGAGAGUCUGUGUUGUGGAAGAAGCUCCGCUUCUGCUCAGGUGUAUCCAUCUCUGUUGUUGUUGGUGCUCAGUCCUCUCUCUCUCUCGUGACGUUCGUCUUCUUCUUCUUCUCCUCCUCCUCUCACUCUCUGAUCUACAUUCUCUCACUACUCUCCAAACGAUCACCACCUCUGUCUCUCUCUUUCUCUCUCCUAGAUUGCCUCGCCGGAGCUCAGAAUUCAUCCUCAGACAUUCGAAAGCAUGGCGGACAGAGUCUACCCGGCUAGCAAGCCCGCCGCCAACGGCGGCACGGCCCCCGCCGCGGCCAAUCCUCCGGCGGCGGCCGCGAAGCCCCAGCUCUACCGCCCCUACCGCCCGCAACCCGCCGGCCACAGCCGCCGCCGCCGCCACUACGACCGCCGGCGGUGCAGCGUCUGCUGCUGCUGCUUCUGGACGGUCCUCCUCGUGCUCGGGCUGUGCCUCCUGGCGGCCAUCGCCGGCGCCGCCCUCUACGUGCUCUACCGCCCGCACCGCCCCGAGUUCUCCGUCUCCUCCCUCAGGACCGCCACCCUCAACCUGACCGCCGCCGCCGACGGCUCCACCACCCGCCUCAUCACCCUGUUCAACCUCACCCUCACCUCCAAGAACCCGAACAGCCACUUCACCUUCGCCUACGACUCCUUCGCCGUCGCGCUCUCGUCGUCCUCGUCCUACUCGGUGUUCCUCGGAAACGGGUCGCUCCCGGCGUUCACGAGCAGCGAAAAGAGCGUGACCCCAUUGCGGGCAAUCGUGUCACUGAGCUCCCAAGAUCUCGACGCCGAGUCCGUCACCUCACUGAGGUCAGAUCUGAAGAAGAAAAAUGGAGUCCCCGUGAAGAUUCAGAUGGACACGAAGGUGAUGGUGAGCGCAGGCAAGCUGAAGAGCAAGAAGGUGGGCAUUAGAGUGAGCUGCGAAGGGUUCAAAGGGGUGGUCCCCCCGGAAGGUAAGUCGCCAUCGGUGGCCACGGUGAGCGAUUCCCAGUGCAAUGUCGAUCUCAGGAUCAAGAUCUGGAAGCUCACUUUCUGAUUCGUCCACGGAACCUGGUAAUACAUUUGUCUCUUUGGCUUUGUAAUAUCUCUCUCCUACAAAUUUUUCCUUGCUUCUGCUUUUGGUUUCUGGGUUUGUGAAAUACUGUGGAAGGAUUCGUGGAGUUACUGCUUGUGGGUUGAAAGAAACGGAUGACACGGCCAGUUCUAGCUAUCAAGAAAAGGAAUAUGUUGUAGUCUUAUUUUUUUUUUGGUUUUUUGUCAGUUUCUUGUUUACCAUUUUCAAGUAAUGAAACAUUAGCUUGAAAAUGGGGUCAUGGAAGAAUCGAUGACAGAUUUUGUUGUUAUAUAAAGUGGUCAAAUUGCCCCAUUCAA